Fraxinus pennsylvanica is the source of this 1296-nucleotide messenger RNA. The record is from the annotation of a GenBank genome assembly. Lineage: Eukaryota; Viridiplantae; Streptophyta; Magnoliopsida; Lamiales; Oleaceae.
AUGGAUAAUUAUCAAGGUGAUUUAGAUGACAUAAUUCGAGCUGGCGGGGGCGGCAGCAUAGGGAGCAACACCUCUACUGCAGUUCCGGCGCUUCCGGCAGACUGGCAGUUUCCGAGCAAUCCCGUUAUUUAUUCUUCUGGAAUCGAAGAGCAAUCCGAUUACUUUGGGCAUCCAUUUUCUAACAUGAGAGAUCCAUUUCUACAUGAUAUAGAUACAACUGUGUCAGGGUUCUUCAACAAUUCAAAUAAUUCUAUAGAUACUGGAAAUCGAGCGUCUGGUGGUGGUGAUAUCAUUCAUGGUAAUAAAAUUCUAGAUGAUGAGAUGAAAACUAGACCUUCCAAUAUCUUCUCAAGGAUCCUCCAGAUCUCUCCGAAUGAAAAGUUGCUGGUAUUCCCUCGCAAUUCUCCGGUGGAAGCUGCCGCCUCUCAUGGAGGAUUGAAGGCCGCCGCAGCUGCUGGUUCAAUAUCUAAAGAUCACAUGAUUUCUCCAAAUAGCUCCAAAAGUUGCUUAAUGGAAAACCCUGGUGUUCAGAUCUCGCCUCCGCGAAACACGGGUAUCAAACGAAGGAAGAGUCAGGCAAAGAAGGUAGUUUGUAUACCGGCUCCGGCGCCUGCAAACAGCCGGCCUGGUGGUGGUGGAGAAGUUGUCCCAUCUGAUCUUUGGGCAUGGAGAAAGUAUGGACAGAAACCUAUUAAAGGUUCUCCUUAUCCUAGGGGUUACUAUAGAUGCAGUAGUUCAAAGGGUUGUUCAGCAAGAAAGCAAGUCGAACGGAGCCGGACCGACCCGACUAUGCUGGUAAUCACCUACACUUCUGAGCACAACCAUCCAUGGCCGACACAGAGAAAUGCUUUAGCAGGCUCCGCAAGAUCCCAGCCAUCCAAGAACAAUAGCCCAGCUUCAAAAACUUCUCCCAAUUCUCAGUCCCAAAGGGCUAGAUACCUGAAAGACAAAGAUAUCCAAAACAAUACAGAAAAUGCAAUUCCCUCGCCCAUGGAUGUGAAAAAGGAAGAUCUCGAAAACCAGUUAGAAAUGGAUGGUGCAGAAUUAAAUGAAGGGUUCUCUUCCCAGAGUUAUAAACCGGCAUUGUCGGGUUCAAACCAGUCUGAAGAUCUGUUUGCAGAUUUGGGAGAAAUAGAAGCCGACCCUUUGGAUCUUUUAUUCAUGGAUGGAUUUUCAGGAGAUGAAGGAGGAGACAACAAGGCAUUGGAUCCAUUCAGUUUCUAUGAUUGGUCAAGAAACAACAAUAAUAACAACAGCAACAUAACAUCAUAUGAAGAACCUAAGAGGGAUUCUUGA